AUGUCGAAAGAAUGGAGGACAACAACCGAGUUCUGCUGGAUCACAAUGAAGAGCUUCUGCGGUAUCGGGCAUCGAACUCGGUGUCAGUUGGUGGUUCCAGAGGGUGGUUUCCAGAUGCUGACUGGAUUAAUCUCCUCACUGUUUAUUCUAUUCGUUGCCAAACAGCGGGAUUGUAUUGCUCCAGUUGUGGAUGGAGCGGCGUUCCUUCAGCCCAGAAGAAGGGAAAUCUUAUUCUCUCUUGAGACUCGGAACAGGGUGGACAACCUUGAGCGCCAGGUAGUGGAUUUCCACACGGAGGCAGCGGACCUCACAGAGGAAGUUCGCACCUGGCCCCAGCAAUAG
This is a messenger RNA of Penicillium verrucosum, 342 nucleotides long. RefSeq lists its product as uncharacterized. The transcript has a single exon. The record is from RefSeq and is a predicted model, not a curated record. The coding region runs from base 1 to 342 and encodes 113 amino acids. NCBI's taxonomy places the organism in Eukaryota, Fungi, Ascomycota, Eurotiomycetes, Eurotiales, Aspergillaceae.